Molecule: messenger RNA, 2574 nt
Organism: Toxotes jaculatrix (banded archerfish)
Lineage: Eukaryota; Metazoa; Chordata; Actinopteri; Toxotidae
Product: probable inactive serine/threonine-protein kinase slob2
Exons: 3
Coding region: 266-1006 (246 amino acids)
Source: RefSeq, a predicted model, not a curated record
CUGGUCCUGGAAAGCUGCACAGUUCUUAACAUGAGCUCUUGUUGGAUUGUUUUUUUUAAUUUUAUGUAUUACUUUUUCUUAUGAAUUUACCUACAACAGCACCAUCAAAUUUAAAUGAUAGCAUCGACACUUAAAGCUGUUUGAAUCUGCCUCCUUGGAGACACCUGCUCGUGCUUCUCACAUCUCACAUCUAUUCAACAUGGGGAACUAAUUUACAUCAAGCAACACUACACCACUCCUCUCCACUGGAUCAAACCUGGUAGUGAUGCAGACUGGUCCCCAGGUCACUGGUAGCACCUCUCUCCAGAUCCCUCCCCAGCCUAGCCUACACCCAAUCCUGCUGGACACAGUGCAACCCCUCCUACUCCGGUCCAUCAUCAAUCCUAAUGGGAUGGAGGGAAACCUCCAGCCCCAGACACCACAGCCACCCAAGACCUGUGGCUCACCUGGACCUGCUGGGAAAUCAUGCUGGAGCUUGGAUAUGAGGGUGGCCAUGCUUCUGGUGACUGUGGCUGCAGCUGUGAUCCUGCUGCUGUUGUACAGACUCUUGCAGCUGAGACACAGGCUGAGGUUGGCCAGCGCCAGGCACGCUCUGGAGUACCACAGCUUCUUCCACACUGCCACCUACACACUCAAACAUCCUGAAGCACAUCAGGACCUCUCAGCCAGGAAUGGGACUGUUUCUGAAUCUACUGUGCCGGUCCAAACCGUAACCACAGUGACACCCAUUGCCAUCACCCCACUGCCUCCCCCAUCGGUACCUAGUCCACCCCCACUACCACUCCCACCACCUCCUGUCCUGCCUCCACCCUCUCCGACGCCUCCAGUGCUGGCCCUCCCUCUCCCUCUGCCUGUGAUCCACACCACCCCACCCAGCCCUCACCUGUCAUGGGGAGCCUGCUCCGAUGCAGAUGUCUACUCUCGAAUCGGAGCUUUCAGGACCUCCAGGCUCUCCAGCAUCUCCACCCACUCGAAGGUUAUCCUGUUUGAACACUCGUCUCUCUGACCUCUGACUUAGAACAUGACUGGAAGCACCAGCCAAAUACAUCUUCUUCAGAUAGCAAUUCUGUUUUUCUUUGAACAUUGUUAGGCUCAAUGUAUCCCCCCAUUUGCAGUCUUUGUGCUAAAGCCACAGUAUGCUAACAGACUGCUGGCUGUAGCCUUAUAUUUAACAGACAGAUGAAGGCGGUAUUGAUCUUUGCAUCUAAUUCCCCACAUGAAAGCAAAUAAGUGUAUUUCACAAAAUCACAAAAUGUCAAACCUUAACUUACAAAAAUGAUGAACAUUAAUUUACAAGACUGAUCCCAUGGGUAUAAUAAGUUCUGAAAUCUGAAUUUGUGUAUUUAAUGUGAGUUUAAAACUUACUGUAUCUAACUGCACUGACUAUAUGGUCAAAUUGACAAGUUACAUGAACCCUCUCAUUUGUAAUGAACUGUAGUUAAAGAUACCAAGUCAUGAGUCCUUACCACUUGCAAUCUUUAUUUAUGCCAAAGAAUACAAGUUGGCAUUUUUACAGUGUAGUUACUAAAGCUGAGCUCAUUGUUUCCUGAGAUUGGAGGCAUUUCCUGAGCUGGUUUUCCAUGGUGGGGUCCCUCCCUGUUUCACACCAUUCUCUGCAUUCUCUGUGCUUCCUCUGAGUCUCUCCUUAUAUCAGUCAUACUUUGCAUUUUGUUCGUUUACAGUCUUCAAUUAUCAUUCUGAAGUUUUUCUUUUAUACAAAGAGGAGUAACUUCUAAAUAAUUAGUUUGUUAGUGCCCAAACUAAUACAUUUACAAAUGAGCACAAAUCAUCAUUCUCUAAAGUUGCCUUGCCAACACAGACAACACCUUUGUGUCCACUUUGUUACUAACAAGGUGUGAAGGUGAGUUUUCUUUCAAUAUUUAACCAUAUUUGCCAAACAGGUCUCUCAUUUAUAACAACAGUUUGUAAAUUCAUGUGGAAAGCUGUUUUAGUUGAUGGCGGUUUGUUGCUUUCUGCUCGCUGGGGUGAAAACCGAGACCUUUCGUGACAUGUCUCGUUAGUCUUUUCUGUAUCUAAGUCUGACGGUGAGACCACUGUCUCCAUACUAAAAGCCUGUUAAUUCAAUCUGUGCAUGUACUGCAGCAUUGUCUCUUAAUUGGUUCUAAGCUGACAAGCGACAAUUAAAUUAAAUAAAAUGAGAUAAUGUCACGUAAGGAUGGAUAUGAAUGUGUUUGUGUUCUGGAUUUGAUUGAUAUUAAUUGUAGAUUUUUAAUGUUUCCAUUUUUGAAAUCGUUUCCAUUUUUUACUGCUUCAUACAGCAGUAAAAAAAAAAAAAUCAAGUAAUUCUAAUUGCAUCCAUUCUUUAAAUUUAAUUUAAUUUUUUUUAUUCUUUAUGAGUUUAAGACACUUAAAUCACAGAGUGCUUCACUCAAACCACAGACUAAUACCUCUUUUGUAAAACUUACUGGAUUGUAAAGUGGGAAGUGAGUUAAAGCUGAAAACAGAGAGGAGCUGAAAGCUGAGAUGGACAGUAAAGUAAGGCAAGCCUUGAUUUGAAUAUUGGACAGCUUUCUGCAAGAACUGAUGGUGACCGGCCUUUAAAUUCCAGUCUGA